UUUCUUUCACCCAGCACACAGCAAGAAGAGGAAACUGCGUACUUGAUUUUCACUCUCCAAACGUUUUAGUUGUAAUCGCCUACUUCUUCGCAGUUUUAGUUGAAAUAUUUCAAAUUUUUCAAAUUUUGAUAGUGAAAAUAAUUAAUACAUACAAAUUGACUACUAUGACUUCGUCAUCAUCAUCUCGAGCCGCCACGGAAGAGGCAGAAAGUGUUAAUUCUUCUUAUUCUUCUCCGAGGAGGGUGGGUCCUUUCCUCCUUGGCCCCCAAUUCGAGCCCCCCCCUGCCAGAUGUGUGACCCACUUUCUGGCCAGGAGGGAAGGGACGCAAGAAUUCUAUACCGUUAAGGUAUUGACCCUUGCUGACCCAGCGGUUGUUGAAUCGACGGACGAUCUCUACGGCAAGAUCCUCUUUCGCACCGAGUACAAUUUGUUGAGGCGACUUGAAGGUCUGAACGGUGUCCCGCAGGAGUACGGGAUGAUCAGGGAUCGUGCCGAAGAUGAUGGACGAAUGGUGGAUAAAAUCUCCCUCAUUUUAGGAUGUUACAUGCCCCACAAUUACUCCAGGAAAUGCGCCUCCCUCGCAUAUUUACAACAGUUCGUUAUUCAAGAAACGAAGUUGGAAGAAUCCACGGCAAUUAAGAUCUUGUGUAAUCUUGUCAAAGUUGUGGAGGGCUUGCAUCAGCGACAUAUUGUUCAUCGGGAUAUCAAAUUGGGAAAUAUCGUCGUCGACAAGAAGACGCUGGAGGUAACGAUAAUUAAUUUUGGUUUAGCAAAAUAUGUCACGGCGCAAGAUGAACUAUUGCUGGACCAGUGCGGAUCUCCAGCCUACGCGUCCCCGGAGGGGAUAAGUAAGAAACCAUAUGCCGGUAAACCAGCAGACAUGUGGGCCUUGGGUGUAAUAUUGUAUACGAUGCUUUAUGGGAAGUUCCCAUUCUUCGAUGUCAACCCGUAUGUGCUGCUAAAAAAAGUUUCGUCCGGCGAAUUUAGUAUUCCUGCUGUGGGAUUCACAGUGUCCGAGGCGACGAUCAAAUUACUGAAGUCGCUCCUAGUCGUGGACCCGCAAGCAAGGCCAACGGCGUCUGAUGCAUGGACGCUUCUAAAUGACAAAAUUAGUGCGGAAGAAGAAUUGCUGGAGGGCCCUCAGGUGGUCCCAACUUUUAGCUUGGCCGACGAGGAUGACGAAGACUAUCAACGCCGCAUUAGGGUAUCUCAACCCGUGUCAUACCCGGUAAUGAGUGAUUCAGCAGUCGAGACGGCUCUGGAGGUGCGAGCAACCACUAGCUUUGCGAUAAGAAUCCUUCAAUCUGCUCCUCAACCAUCAGGCCCACACGUCAACACGAAUGUGAUUCCGUCCAGGAAUGUGCCUUCCGUCAACGUGGCGACAAGUCAGGAGCGAGGAACUACUACGACUACCCAGACGACGCCAGCAUCCCGUCAAGCGGCUCGCGCCAUGCUGGUCGCCAGACGAAGGCGUAUGAGGAAUUUGCACAUCGCUGUAGCAAAUGUUCGACUUUGGAGAAUUAUGACGCCCUUUCCUUUCAGUCGUGAUAAUGAGGAUGGUGCUUCCACGUCAGGAUCAUCGGCCAACACACAAAUUUAGUGCCUUAGAACACCUGUGUAUUCUUGUUUCAUUAACAUUUUACGAUUAUUACGUAGAAAUAAUUAGUUAUAGGUAAUAAUAGUUGUAGGUAGUACGCAAAGUAGGAGAAAUUAGUUUUAGUUGUAAAUAUUUAAAAAUUGGACUAAUCUAAGCUACGAUGAAGGGACUUAGUUUUGAUAAUUAUUGUAUUUAGUUGUUAUGAAAAAUGUUUGUGCUCAUUUACUAAAUAGUAAAAUAUUUAUGAACUUUAUUUGUAAUCUUUUUUGUCACGAAAGUCAGCCAAACUCGUAAGUAUUUAUACGAAUAAAAUAAUUCUAGUUCGAAAUUGUUUGGAAAAGUUGUAAAUAUGAAAAAAGUAUGCCGUCCGAUAGACUAUAUUUUGAUAACUAGACAGCUUUAAAUACAUAAAUAUGUAUUAAUAAAAGUUUAAUUAAUGAUGUUAAAAAAACU
Molecule: messenger RNA, 2051 nt
Organism: Folsomia candida
Lineage: Eukaryota; Metazoa; Arthropoda; Collembola; Entomobryomorpha; Isotomidae
Product: serine/threonine-protein kinase 40
Exons: 8
Coding region: 165-1601 (478 amino acids)
Biological process (GO): protein phosphorylation
Molecular function (GO): ATP binding; protein kinase activity
Source: RefSeq, a predicted model, not a curated record